Messenger RNA from Nicotiana tabacum (common tobacco), 873 nucleotides. NCBI's taxonomy places the organism in Eukaryota, Viridiplantae, Streptophyta, Magnoliopsida, Solanales, Solanaceae. The record is from RefSeq and is a predicted model, not a curated record.
UUAAGGAAAUCCACUCUUUACUUUUUUUCUUUUUCAAACUAUGAACCAAUAUGGAUUUUCAUUGAUUAAUGAACCUGAAUUUGAUGGGGAUUUUCCUGAAACUUAAGUUAUUUUGACUGAAUUGCAGUCAACAUUGUUGCAUCCCUGCUUUGCAGGACAUUGGUAAAGUAUCUUUUCACUUUGUGAGAGGAAGGAAUCCGAAGAAAUUUGCUUCAGCUCUUGUAAAUUUCAUGGGCAAGUGCUAUCCAGGAGAGGAUGAUUUGGCUAUUGUACGGGCUAUUUUGAUGUACUUGUCUCUGGGAAACCUAAGAGAUGCUAACAAGCUCAUGGAUGAAGUGAAAAUGGAAGUGGAAUUGAAGAAUCUUAACUUUCCUAGCUCAGAAUUAACCCAGUUUGUGAACUAUCUCCUCCUGACGUUGCAGAGGGAUGCUUUACCUCUGUUUAAUAUGUUGAGACAAACCUACAAGUCUAGUAUAGAUAGAGAAUCUACAUUUAAUGAGUUGCUAGAUGAAAUUGCAGAGAAGUUCUAUGGUGUUCGACGUAGAAAUCCUCUCGAGGGGAUUGGAGAUUUCUUCAAGAUGAUGGGAGGCGAAUAGGAUGCGAAACAAAUCUCUUCAAUGUGAUGUGAGCUCCAUCUAAAUUGUGCAUUCUGCUCCUUUGCGUUCAGAAGGAAGACUCAACCUCCAUUAUGCGUUCUUCUGGUUGGCUUAGUAAUGGAGCAAAUUUCUUUUUCAAAUCAAUAUUCUAUAACCCCCGCGCCAUUGUGUUGUAUUAGAAGUGGUUAUUUUGAUGAUGAGAAUAAACGGGUUCAGAAUGUGUGAUUUUUUAAGAUGCAGUAUCUGAAAAUAGAAUACAAAAACGAACUUGAAAUCA